CCCGGCCAGCCACAGCCCGCUGAGCGCCAUCUUCGCAGCUCCUGUGAGCACCAGUGUGGCGGUCACCGGUUAGCAGACUCUCCUCCUCUCUGAACUGUCCAUCUUCAAGCCAUCAUGAACCCUAAGAACCGCAGAUCACAGAAGGUCUCAUCCGACAUAAAGAAUAACAUGAAAAUUGAGCACUACUUUUGUCCUCAGGGCAAUAAGGAACAACAGAAUAAUGCUAGUAUUCCUCAAAUGAAGAGAGGCUCUAAAAAAGGUCCAAAAGAUAUAACUAAUACCCAGGCUCAAGGACCCAAAGACCAGGCUACAUCCCAAAAUAAGGUCAUUCAUGUUACCUUGGAUGUACACCACAAGAAACACAAACAGAUGAAAUAUAUGCUCACAUAUACUGAGCAAGCUAGCUUAUUCGAGGCACUCAACACCCUUGAGGCUGUCAAAGAAGAGAUGGCAGCUCGGCAAGGCAAAGAAAUGCUGGUGCGUGGCACAAAAGGAAUUGAAGCGCACCUGAACCUUGGAAUGCCCCUCAGCUGUUUUCCUGAAACCUGCCACCUGGUAAUUACAUUUGCCCAUAGUAAAUGUGAACAGAAAGAAGAGAACCAGAUAUUUGGCCGGCAUGAGAAGUCAUCCACUGACUGUGUCAAAUUUUUUAUUCAUGCGAUUGGGAAGAAUCCAAAAAAGAUUGUCAAACGCGGGGAACUUCACAAAGAUGGCUUCAAACUCUGUGUCUAUGCAUUCAAAGGAGAAACCAUCAAGGACGCUGUGUGCAAAGACGGCAGAUUCCUCUCCUUACUGGAGAAUGGUGAUUGGAAACUCAUCGGAAACCUGGACUCCAUUGUAGAAAGCACCCAGCCAGUCGAUGACUUAGAGGGCAAGCUCUUUCAGGUUGAGGUUGAGAAAAGAAGGCGUUCUCAGGCAGCAGCCGCUCAGAAUCCUGAGUUAGAGAAAAGUAACACCAGUGUGUUAAAAGAAGCAAUGGUGGACCAGUACCCCAGUUUGAAAAGAGAGAGUGAAAAAAUUAGAGAAAACUUCAAGAAACAAAUGAAUAAAAGAAAGGGGAAAACUUCAUUAUAUCAAUUGCAUCGAACAAACUUUGGGAAACUGACAAAAAACUCCACUCCAGUUAAAAUGCACAGACUUCUUUGUCAGCUCGGUGACUCAGUUGGGUACAUGUCAUGGAACAACAAUGGAUAUGAGGGUUCUGCCACCUGCUUCCUUUUUACAGGGUUGUUCGUUUUCACUUGUCGACAUGUAAUAAAUGACAUUGUGGGAGAAGGAAUAGAGCCAAGUGAGUGGGCAGACAUAAUUGGACAAUGUGUAAGGGUGACAUUCGCUUACGAAGACAGCUCUAAAAAGGAAGAGAACUGCUUUUUUAUUGAACCUUGGUUUGAGAUAUCUGAUGUACAUCUUGAUUAUGCUGUUUUGCAACUGAAGGAAAAUGGACAGCAAGUACCUUUGGGACUAUAUAAUGGAAUUGGUCCUGUGCCACGUAGUGGGUUGAUAUAUAUUAUUGGUCAUCCAUAUGGAGAGGUAAAGUCUACUGAUGGUUGUACUGUAAUUCCUCAGGGAAAGCGAUUAGAGAAAUGUCAGGGACAUGUUCAGGCUAGAAAAGCAGAGGGUUUCAAGGGUAUGGAGUAUAUCCAUAUGCACACUCAAAGUAGUUUCCAGAAAAUAAUUCACAGGCCUGAUGUGAUUACCUAUGACACCACCUUUUACUUUGGGUCUUCUGGCUCCCCAGUGUUUGAUUCAAAUGGUUCAUUGGUAGCCAUACACACUGCUGGCUUUGCCUAUAAAUACCAAAUCGGGGAUUCCAGUAUCAUUGAAUUUGGCGCUACUAUGAAAUGCAUCAUGGAUGAUAUUAAACAAAAUUAUCCGGAGUGGCAUGAAAAAGUAUGCAUAACUCAGCAGGAUGUAGAAAUGGUGAGUGAUGAGGACUGAGGACGGCGAGAAUUCAGUCUAUUUCCAAACUUUGAGAUUACCUAUGGAGUUGUUAUUCCAUAGGCCAUGGUGACAGUUUUCUAAAUCCCAAAAUGGUUAAUUACAUUAAUAAUAAUAAUGAUUCAUAUUAUUGACCACUUCUUAUGCAUUAAGCACAUGAAAAAACUUGUUAUAACAACUCUAUGCAGUGGACUAUUAUCCCUAUUUUAAAGUCAAGCGAAGUAAAGCAUGAUAAGACUAAGUAAUAAUUCGUUUUAUGACACAAGAAAUAGUGUAACCAUUGUUUUGGGCUUGUUGUUUGUUUUGGUUUUUCAUCUUCCGUAUCUUCUCAAGUUUAGUUGUUUGAAGGCAGGAUCCAAGACUUGUUCAUCUCAUUAUUUCCAAUGUCUGGCACACAGGAAAUAAGUGCUUAAAAAAAUGUGUAGGUCAAUCAGUAGCAAAAUUUAGGACUACAGUUAAUCUUUUUUUCUCACAUUUUUGGGGGCCACAUUGGUUAAUAAGAUUAUAUAAGUUUCAAGUACACAACCUAAUUGCCGGACCUUCAUAUGUGUGUGUGUAAUAAACAGCUCUUACUGGUG
Hipposideros armiger (great roundleaf bat) is the source of this 2516-nucleotide messenger RNA. It is a transcript of the gene FAM111A, whose product is annotated as FAM111 trypsin like peptidase A. Bases 115 to 1938 code for a protein of 607 amino acids. The transcript is spliced from 3 exons. Gene Ontology annotation, biological process: DNA replication. Gene Ontology annotation, cellular component: chromatin; nucleus. The record is from RefSeq and is a predicted model, not a curated record. NCBI's taxonomy places the organism in Eukaryota, Metazoa, Chordata, Mammalia, Chiroptera, Hipposideridae.